UCUCCUUGGGAGGGUUACCGCUGCGCUUCCGGGAGGCCUGGUGGUUUCCAGCGUUUCUCUUCCUCGGAGAGCCGUACAUCUCGAUUGUUCCGUACCGAGGCAUGCAGAAGUUGUUUUCAGCCCGGGAUGGGUGCUUUUGCGCAAGAUGGCGAUAAUGUCUCACUACGCCUUGUUGGCUUCGGCGGCGUAUGUUCGGAUAUUGUGAAAUCAUACCAGUGCAGCAACAACAACACAUGUAGCGUCGGGCUACGGAAGUUGGGACGAUGGCUGCUUGCAGCUUGGUUCGAUUCCUCGAGCAUUCACCCGACGUUUCUCUCCAACCACAUCCAGACGGGUGUGCCGCACACAGUGGAGAUCACAAAAUCUCCCACCCAAUUGUGCCACACGAUGAGCUAGCCGCUGCGCCUGCUAUUCGAGGAGCCCUUCGUGCCGACAUCGCACCACAUCGAGCAUCACAUUACCCCCAAGAUGCCGGACGAGCACUUGCAUCUCACUGUUCCCGACGUCGAGAAGUGUGCAAAGCGGCAUGGCCUGCCUCACAUGGUGGAGCCUUUCGAGCAGGCCUUCUGGCGACACGCGCAGAGGUUGUCCGCGCUGCCUGGUGACCGAUCAGAGGCCGCACUCGCUCUGGCCCCUGACGCCGUCUCCAUGAUGCUUGUCAUCGCGACCGUCGACCACGCCAGCCUCGCGCUGGCGGUUUUAUCGUUUCUUAUCGUGCUGCCAGUGCUCUCGAUGUGGCUCGCCUCGCGCGCUCGGACUCUCGAUGCUACCAUGAACCUCUGGUUCAGCAGGGUGCAGCGGUCGCAGUCGGACCGAGAUGUUCCCUGUGUCUGUGCUGAGAGGGGCAAGCCUAAAAGGGACGACGGGUGAAAGUAUCCAGCGGCACAACGGGCUCGCCGUCUUCGGCGAAGAAGAUUGCUGCUUGAGCACGAGUGCGCUUUUCGCCUGUGGUCUCGCAGGAGUGUGAGGUCCUUUCAGGCGGGCGUGGACGCCUUCGCGCAUCCAUCCAACAAACCCGUCGGAAAACCCGUCGGAAACCCGUCGGAAACCCGUCGGAGUCCCCGUGCGUUGGCACCGCUUGCAUGCGGGUCGAGGCCGCUUCCUCGCUCGGCACAGUCCGACCCUGUAGGCCGCCUGCCCGGUUUUCUUGGGUCCGCCUUAGGCUUGCACAGUGCUCUAGGCGGGGUUUGGCUCUCGCAUGGCCGCCCUAGCUUUUUCAUCUUGUUUCUUUUUGACUGACGCGUGCUUCGCAUCCUGGUUUAGCACAAUAUGAUUUGCCAUUCGUGUUCGCGGGCCUGCUGGGCGCUUCAAUCCAGUUAAGAUGAGGUUAUCAGUCUUCAUUCCUCCUCCCUCUCGUUUUCCUCCCUCGCGCCCGUCCUCCUCCUCGCCCGUUCCCGGUUAAGCCUCUGGCUUAAUAGUAAUUUGGGGAUGUGUUCUAUUAGUCAAGAAGGCGCAUGGGUUUCAACUUGGUAUGCAUUUUGCGUAUUCUUGUCGUGAGUCGACGUGCGAGGCCUCAUUGUAUGAAUGGCCGCUGGGAUCAUGUAGGGAAUCAUGCACACGCAAAGCGCCUGGUCCGUUCUCGUUUCCUCUUCCUCCGCCUCCCGCCUCCUCCUCUCCUCCAUCGGUGGCUGUCAGUUUCGAGCCGCCUGUGGGUGCCGGAUUAGGGACGCAGCAGUCGUUUACGUGAUGGUUUUGCGCGAUCGUCCCCUCCCUCUGGCCUUCCUUCUCC
This is a messenger RNA of Prorocentrum cordatum, 1729 nucleotides long. The record is from the annotation of a GenBank genome assembly. NCBI's taxonomy places the organism in Eukaryota, Dinophyceae, Prorocentrales, Prorocentraceae.